Messenger RNA from Trematosphaeria pertusa, 452 nucleotides. RefSeq lists its product as uncharacterized. Bases 60 to 368 code for a protein of 102 amino acids. The record is from RefSeq and is a predicted model, not a curated record. The transcript is spliced from 2 exons. NCBI's taxonomy places the organism in Eukaryota, Fungi, Ascomycota, Dothideomycetes, Pleosporales, Trematosphaeriaceae.
UGAUCAUCAUGAUCAUCAUCUAAUCUUCACACACAUCCAAAACGCACUUCACGGCUGCAAUGUCGCCUCUAAAUUCGAUCGGGACCGCCGCCUACAAUGACAACAUUUCUCAGCCCGGUUGCCAUUCCCGGUCUCCAUACGCUGCCGACCAGGGAGGACUUGGAAGAGGCAGCGCUGUCCUACAACUCGCUCCCGACGACAAGGACCAGCCUGAAAUCUCGCCGGCUCAUCUCAAGGAGAUCAAGGACAUCAUCAUGAACUAUCGUGUCCAGGAAAAGUUCGGCAUCCAUCUGGUCCACAGCCACUUGCAGGUUGACAAGGGCAAAAUCAUGCACGGAAUGGCCAUGGCCAGCCUCCGAGGCUGUUAGACGCGCCCGACCGAAAUCUCCAGCUUGGUUAUCGGCGACAUACACGGUCACAUUCUCUGUCCUAUGGCCUCUUCACUACAUCUG